CGAAAUCUUUAUUGUUCUCGACGACGUGCUACCUCCGAACAAGAACAAUGACCGUCAGCACCAAGGAUACCGCAGCCGCCAAAGGACCACCUUAUUGUGGAUCGAUACGGCGUUAUCAUUCCUUCUUCUUUUUUCGCUUACCACCACCACUUCUGCCAAGGCCAUGCUAAGCCUACUAAUAUUUUCUUUCCUUUUCUACGUCGCGUCUGUUGUCGCAUCUUCUUCCUCGUCAGUAGUCUGCGUUGCAGGACAAUGCCUGCAGGGCUCCUCCAAUACCACUCUGGGUGUCACUCUGACAUCGUCGGAUGAAUCAACGACUAUUCUCCUUCUCCCUGGCCAGUAUGCAUCAACGACGAACCCUGAGCUUCUCCACGAAAUGCUAAUUUCAACGUCGGGAUCUCUAUCUCCCUCGCCUGGCUUCAACUCGUCGGGAUCUAUCGAUCUUCCUCUGGACGUCACUCUCGAAGCAGGAUUGGCUAUUUACUCUGGAGGCCUGUACUCCGGUACUGCAGCUUUCACAACUCUACCAUCUGCUCCCGUAUCCAAUUCAUCGACAUCUCUAUCCGCCGCAUCCCUCGCACUUUCAUCCACUGUUUGGGCGGCCAUAGACAUCGGGAGCGAGCGUGUCAUACUCUGGGAGUCCGUUCCAGAUGUCGGUCAACUGCCGCUCUCGGGAUCACUUUCUCUUCUUGACUUACAAUCUUCUGCCUGCUCCCCCUCGUGUUCGAGUUCGGGUGUGUGUUCCGCUUCGGGAACUUGCACUUGUCCUACCGGAUUCACGGGAGAGUCCUGCGAGUCCUGCGCCUCGGGUUUCUAUGGUCCUGAAUGCCAAGCGUGUCCUUCUGAUUGCUCCGAAUGCGACGAAGGUAUUUCGGGGACUGGGAUAUGCUUGGUCAUUGAGAUUUUGAACACGCCGGAAACUUGUAACUGUAUAAACGGCGAAUGUGGUUCGAACGGCGGGUGUACGUGUAACACCGGCUGGACCACGGCAAGUAAUGGGACCGCAUGUGCAAAGUGCUCUGAAGGAUUCUAUUUGACAUCCAGUGGUGAUUGUAAAAUUUGCGAGUUGGGCUGCACAUCAUGUGCCGAUUCCACAGGAACCUGUCUUGCCUGCAAGACCGGCUUUACGCAGGACGCGAACGAUAAAACAAAGUGUGAUGCGGAGGAGUCCACAACAUCGUCCGGUACUGUGUGCCCUGAUGGCAGUUUUGGUAAUAACGGGACAAGCUGCACCGCAUGUUCUUCAGCAUGUUCGACCUGUAAUGGAGCCACGUCGAACGACUGUAUCAUUUGUGCAACGGAAUCGUACACGUUUAAUGGUAGCUGCGUUUCGGCGGACAGCACGGGGGUCUGCGAAGGUACCAACCUUAUUGCCGACAAUAAUAAACGUGCUUGCGAUGCAUGUGGAGCUAAGUGUACUUCGUGCGAAAUAUCGGAUUUUAGCGUCGCCUCGACGGUUGACGAGCUGAAGUGCACAGCUUGUCUUACAGGCUCUUUCCUUUCCGAUGGGCAAUGCGUGGACAGCUGCCCCACCGGUACUUUUCUUUCCCCCAAGGACAAUGUCACCUGUACCAGUUGCGACUCGUCAUGCUCCACUUGCUCGGGUUCGGCAACAUUCUGCCUAACGUGUGCUAACAGCAAGCUUGCUUCCGAUGGGAGCUGUGUUAGCUCAUGUCCAUCCGGUACAUUCUCAUCUUCCGGCUCCUGCCUCACCUGCCACCCCGACUGUGCGACCUGUUCAGGCUCGUCCUUCAAUCAAUGUUCCUCCUGUCCAUCUGACCGCCCGGUCCUUACGAACGGACGAUGUCUCCCCACAUGCAGUGAAUCCGAAUACUUCGACAGCACCUCCUCCUCGUGCACGUCCUGCGAUUCGAGCUGUUCGACUUGCUCCGGACCCGAUUCCAGCGAAUGCCUUUCUUGUUCCAGCUCCACCCAGUACCUACGCUCCGGCACCUGCGUUGAUGCGAACUGUACGAACUCGACUAGUGUCAUAUCCGGGCUCGGAGUGUGCCUAUCAGAGCUCGUACUUACCUCGACAAGAAGCUCAGAUAGUCCUACCACCGGUGUUUCAGAUCCGACGGUGAUAAAAAGCAACAGUAAUAAGCGCACCUGGUGGCAAAUCUUGCUUAUGACAUUAGGCUGCGCGUUCAUAUUCCUGCUCUUUGUCAUGUGCUGGCGCCGAAGGGCCCGUCAACAGCGUGCCAAACGCACCGCCAUGUUCGCCACCGCAAAACGGCUGGAUCACAAGCUGAACUGGCGCUGGCGGCUGAUUCGAUUCGGGGAAAAGUUGUUUGGUCACCGGCGAAGUGAGCGAGCACCUCCUGAAACAGAGGAGAUGAAGUUGAUGAGGGUGGAGGAGGCACGGCAUCACGACGAGAUUGAGAAAUUAGUCGGGUCGUACACGCGGCAUGUCCCGGACGACGCGACUAUCGUUUCCGGGCCGUCGAUAUACUCGCAAGUCACAGGAAGGCCUAGACAGACGCCUGAUGUCCGACAGCCCGUAAAGAAGGAUGAAACAGCGCGGUUCUCGGCGAAUACAUUUACCUCCACAUUGGGGUCUCGAGAUCGAGAAUUGUCGCCACCCCCACGCUCUGAUGCGGAGGCGUAUGCUCAGGCUGUUCGAUCGCCUGGUAAUUGGAUCGAGCCGAAUCUGACUGGAGCUUCACGCAAUCCUUUUCGGAGGUGACAGGUAUGCGAUGGACUGCCGGUUCCCCCUCAUUUAGUCCUUUGUUGUACACCCUACGAGCAUCUUGUUUUGAUAUCACGACUGUGAUUUUAAUGUAGCGAUAGUUGGAUAGAGCAUUUAUUAGAGUGUGUCAGUUGACGCUCACGGGAUUGCUGUCAAGCGGAUUAUGAAACGAGUAGGGUGGGUUGUGUGUGGACGAUGUGAUGAGCCCGCGGCCGAGCUGUUGAUUUCGAGAGCCAGCCGAGUAUGUAGAGAUGCAGAACAAUAUGAGGGUCAUAUGAGGAUGAGUACUGUAUUCGUUGAUUGUCCUCAGGUUCGGCAGGGGUAACCUCAGGGAGGAAUGUGCAAAGGUUAAUUGUUGGGAUCACGAUUGUGUUGAAAUUCGAUUUCAUCUACACCCUCGUAAAUGAACAUGUACUCUUGUAUAGCAGCGAAGUAAUCAAGACAUAAUUUUAG
This is a messenger RNA of Guyanagaster necrorhizus, 3142 nucleotides long. RefSeq names its product growth factor receptor domain-containing protein. The transcript is spliced from 6 exons. Bases 164 to 2686 code for a protein of 840 amino acids. Lineage: Eukaryota; Fungi; Basidiomycota; Agaricomycetes; Agaricales; Physalacriaceae. The record is from RefSeq and is a predicted model, not a curated record.